Molecule: messenger RNA, 2040 nt
Organism: Letharia columbiana
Lineage: Eukaryota; Fungi; Ascomycota; Lecanoromycetes; Lecanorales; Parmeliaceae
Exons: 6
Coding region: 1-2040 (679 amino acids)
Biological process (GO): protein phosphorylation
Cellular component (GO): nucleus
Molecular function (GO): protein kinase activity; ATP binding
Source: RefSeq, a predicted model, not a curated record
AUGCACAGAUACCAUUCGCCGGCGCCUCAAGGAUAUCCACAUGGACCGCCUGCAUAUCAGAUAUAUACUCCACAGCUUCCUCAGGCGUAUGCUUCCACACCUCCCGCUGCACCUCCUUCUGCACCUCCUGCACGAAGCUCCAUUCCUAUCGACGUUCCAAGCGAGGAUGCUAAGGUUGUGGAUCAGUUCUCUGAAUGGAAAAAGGCACAGGCUCUCAAGCCGGCUUGGGGCGAUAGCAUAGUGGAGGUCCAGCGUAUUGUUUUCGCAUCAAGCCGGGUUAACUUCGGCAAAACACCAAGAUAUCAGAUGAACCUCACUACGAUCACCACUCCUUCCUACGACUUUCCAAACAGCGCACCAGCAAUUAUUUCGCCGGCCUCCAAUACCUCAGCUUCAAGACAGCCACAGUCUAGCAACAUGACAGUUUCACAGUCUACAUUAGCAUCGCAGAUGUCGAGAAAAAAAGAAGGGCAUACUGAUUGCCAUGAGUCCUACAAGAACGAACCACCGAAAGAGAUCACUAUCACAAGUAACGACUCACCACAGCCGCCAUCUUGGAAAGGGAACGAGCGACCUCAGCAGCAACAGCCACAAGCAACAGUGAGAGGUUCACAACAUGCCAACAAGAAGAGGACUAGUCAGACAGCUGCACACGAUACUGCAAGGGACCAACAGGCAUUCUUCCAUACCCGCACAUACUCGAAUGAGAACAUUGAGUCCAACACUAUCUUGAUGGAUCGAACCACAUCACUACAGACUGCGGCACCUACAUCACUGGGGCCACAUUCGAUUCAUGGGACCAGUGGUGCGCACGACGGGAAUAGUGCGGUUGGGCAGAAGAGGAAACGCGUGACUCAGCAACCGAUUCGUGAUAAGAUGGAAAACAGGAAGAAGUUCAAGAAGAAGUUGAAGGAAGAGAAGAUUAAGGUGGUGGGAGACGCCAACAGUUCCUCUAUACCGCCACGGAAGCCCCACGUAAAGGCUGGAGAUAUCAAUGUGCGUUCGAUCAAAGAUACUGCGACUGUGAACGGGGAGACCGACGAUGCUGAAGGCUAUUACAUGGUAACGGAGGAGAAUAGGCGCAUAGGUGACAGAUACUUUAUCAACAGACCUCUGGGCAAGGGCACCUCCGGCGAAGUCCAUGAAGCUUUUGACAAGCAGACAAAAUUGAAGUGUGCAAUCAAGAUCACUCGAGUUCAGGAUGAGGCCCGCGAUGAACUGCGGGUGCUACAGACUUUGUACCUUAACGACGAACAGAAUCGGAACAAAUGCAUCCACCUACGUGACUAUUUCGAAUUCUGCAACCACAUCUGCAUAGUCACCGAUGUUCUAGGCAAGAGCCUCUCCGACUUUCUCAACGAUAACAAAUCUAUGACUUUCCCAAGCAGUCACAUACAGAGCUUUGCUCGGCAGCUAUUUGUCAGCGUUGCGUUCUUACACGACCUUAAUAUAAUACACACCGAUGUAAAGCCGCAAAACAUUCUCCUCGUCGAUCACUCAUAUCAAAAACCCAACAUGGAGAUCAGACUUAUUGAUUUUGGGUCGGCAACUUUCGAGAACGAACAACACGUCCCGCUCAUAACUACAAGGCCAUAUCGCGCGCCGGAGAUUAUACUCGAAAAUGGAUGGAGCUAUCCAAGCGAUAUUUGGAGCAUUGGCUGCAUCCUCGUCGAACUUUCCGUUGGUGGUGCUCUAUUUCAACCGCAUGAUGAUAAUGAUCCCCAGCAUCUCGCAAUGAUGGAGAGAGUGUGCAGUGACACGAUUGAGCCGAAAUUGGCGCAGAAGUUUCAAGGUAUCGAUCGAAAGAAUAACCGCAACGAAGCUGCAGCAUUCUUCACUUUGGGUCCCAAAUUUGAUCACAUAAAGCCCCUUCACGAGAUCGUUCUCGGAGAUACAGCGUUCAACAAGCAGUUCCUCGACCUUCUUCAGCGUGUCUUUAUGCUUGAUCCAAAGCAGCGUAUUAGCGCCCGGCAGGCUCUCGAGCACGAGUGGUUCAAGGAGACGAUUACGGAUGAUGGUACAAAAAGCUACGUAAAUUAG